CGCCGCAAACUUUUUCCUCCCCAUCCUGCCGCGGCCCGAAAGGAAUGGAAAAUGGCGGCCUAGGCGCCGAGUUUCCUGCCCGAGCAGCGGCGGCGGCGGCGGCGGUCCCGGCGGCCUGGGGCGCGCGGCCCGCGCGGCGCCAUGACCCGCUGGGUGCCCACCAAGCGCGAGGAGAAAUACGGCGUGGCUUUUUACAACUACGACGCCCGCGGCGUGGACGAGCUCUCCUUACAGAUCGGGGACACCGUGCACAUCCUGGAAACAUACGAAGGGUGGUACCGAGGCUACACCUUAAGGAAAAAGUCUAAGAAGGGCAUAUUUCCUGCUUCAUAUAUUCAUCUGAAAGAAGCCAUAGUUGAAGGAAAAGGGCAACAUGAAACGGUCAUCCCGGGCGACCUGCCGCUCAUUCAGGAGGUCACCACGACGCUGCGCGAGUGGUCCGCCAUCUGGAGGCAGCUCUACGUGCUUGGCAACAGGGAGAUGUUCCAGAGCGUGCGGCGCAUGAUCUACGACCUCAUUGAGUGGCGGUCGCAGAUUUUGUCCGGGACCCUGCCGCAGGACGAGCUCAAGGAGCUGAAGAAGAAGGUCACUGCCAAGAUCGAUUAUGGAAACAGAAUUCUCGAUUUGGACCUGGUGGUGAGAGAUGAAGAUGGGAACAUCCUGGAUCCAGAACUGACCAGCACGGUCAGCCUGUUCAGAGCUCAUGAAGUGGCUUCAAAACAGGUGGAGGAAAGGCUACAGGAGGAGAAGUCUCAAAAGCAGAACGUGGACAUCAACAGGCAGGCCAGGUUUGCCGCCACCCCUUCUCUGGCCUUGUUCGUCAACCUCAAAAACGUGGUCUGUAAAAUUGGAGAGGACGCCGAAGUGCUCAUGUCUCUGUAUGACCCCGUGGAGUCCAAGUUCAUCAGUGAAAACUACCUGGUCCGCUGGUCCAGCUCGGGGCUGCCCAAGGACAUAGACAGGCUCCACAACCUGCGAGCCGUCUUCACCGACCUCGGGAGCAGAGACCUGAAGAGGGAGAGGAUCAGCUUCGUCUGCCAGAUUGUCCGCGUGGGCCGCAUGGAGCUGCGGGACAGCAACACGCGGAAGCUGACCUCGGGCCUGCGGCGGCCUUUCGGGGUGGCCGUGAUGGAUGUAACAGAUAUAAUAAAUGGAAAAGUGGAUGAUGAAGAUAAACAGCAUUUCAUUCCCUUUCAACCGCUCGCGUUGGACGACGCCAUUCGACACAAGCCGCUGAACAUGUCAUCCCGUUUUUCACCCAGGGUGGCAGGGGAGAAUGACUUCCUCCAGACUGUCAUUAACAAAGUCAUUGCUGCCAAAGAAGUCAACCACAAGGGCCAGGGUCUGUGGGUGACUCUGAAGUUACUCCCUGGAGACGUCCAUCAGAUCAGGAAGGAGUUUCCCCACUUAGUGGACCGGACCACCGCAGUGGCGCGGAAGACGGGCUUCCCGGAGAUAAUCAUGCCCGGUGAUGUCCGCAAUGACAUCUACGUGACGCUGGUUCAAGGAGAUUUCGACAAAGGGAGCAAAACCACCGCGAAGAACGUGGAGGUUACGGUGUCCGUCUUCGACGAGGACGGCAAGCGCCUCGAGCACGUGGUUUUCCCCGGAGCUGGCGAUGAGGCGCUUUCAGAGUACAAGUCCGUGAUUUACUACCAAGUGAAGCAGCCACGCUGGUUCGAGACCGUGAAGGUGGCCAUCCCCAUCGAGGACGCCAACCGCAGUCACCUCCGCUUCACCUUCCGCCACCGAUCCUCUCAGGACUCCAAAGACAAAUCCGAGAAGAUCUUCGCGCUGGCGUUCGUGAAACUGAUGAGAUAUGAUGGGACCACGCUGCGGGACGGGGAGCAUGACCUCAUCGUCUACAAGGCCGAAGCGAAGAAGCUGGAGGACGCUGCCACGUACCUGAGCCUGCCGUCCACGAAGGCGGAGCUGGAGGAGAAGGGCCACUCGGCCACGGGCAGGAGCAUGCAGAGCCUGGGCAGCUGCACCAUCAGCAAAGACUCCUUCCAGAUCUGCACGCUCGUCUGCUCCACGAAGCUCACCCAGAACGUGGACCUUCUGGGGCUCCUGAAGUGGCGGUCCAACACCAACCUGCUGCAGCAGAACCUCCGGCAGCUGAUGAAGGUGGACGGCGGGGAGGUGGUCAAGUUCCUCCAGGACACCUUGGACGCCCUGUUCAACAUCAUGAUGGAGAAUUCCGAGAGCGACACUUUCGACACGCUCGUGUUCGAUGCCCUGGUGUUUAUCAUCGGACUCAUUGCUGAUAGAAAAUUUCAGCAUUUUAAUCCAGUUUUGGAAACUUACAUUAAGAAACACUUCAGCGCAACUUUAGCCUACACGAAGCUGACGAAAGUGCUGCGGAACUACGUGGACAAUGCCGAGAAGCCGGGCGUCAGUGAGCAGCUGUACAAGGCCAUGAAGGCUCUGGAGUACAUCUUCAAGUUCAUCGUGCGCUCCCGAGUGCUCUUCAAUCAGCUCUACGAGAACAAGGGCGAGGCCGACUUCAGGGAGUCGCUCCUGCAGCUGUUCCGGUCCAUCAGCACCAUGAUGAGCAGCAUGUCCGACCAGACCGUCCGGGUGAAGGGGGCAGCGCUGAAAUACUUGCCGACGAUUGUCAACGAUGUGAAAUUGGUGUUUGACCCCAAAGAGCUCAGCACAAUGUUCACUGAGUUCAUCCACAAUGUCCCCACGGGUUUGCUGACCAUUCAGAAGCUGUAUUGCUUGAUCGAAAUCGUUCACAGUGACCUCUUCACCCAGCAUGACUGCAGAGAGAUCCUGCUGCCCAUGAUGACCGACCAGCUCAAGUACCAUCUGGAGAGGCAGGAGGACCUGGAGGCCUGCUGCCAGCUGCUCGGUGAUGUCCUGGAGGUGCUGUACAGGAGGGACGUGGGCCCGACGCCGCGGCACGUGCAGAUCAUCAUGGAGAAGCUCCUCCGGACCGUGAACCGGACUGUGAUCUCCAUGGGGCGUGACUCCGAACUCAUCGGCAACUUCGUGGCUUGUAUGACCGCAAUCCUGCGACAAAUGGAGGACUAUCAUUACGCCCACUUGAUCAAGACUUUCGGGAAAAUGAGGACCGACGUUGUGGACUUCCUGAUGGAAACAUUCAUCAUGUUCAAGAACCUCAUCGGAAAGAACGUCUACCCGUCUGACUGGGUGAUCAUGAACAUGAUGCAGAACAAAGUCUUCCUGCGAGCGAUUAAUCAGUAUGCAGAUAUGCUGAACAAGAAAUUUCUGGACCAAGCCAACUUUGAGCUUCAGCUCUGGAACAACUACUUUCACCUGGCGGUCGCUUUCCUCACACAAGAAUCCUUGCAACUGGAGAACUUCUCAAGCGCCAAGAGAGCCAAAAUCCUUAACAAGUACGGAGACAUGAGGAGGCAGAUCGGCUUUGAAAUCAGAGACAUGUGGUACAACCUCGGUCAGCACAAGAUAAAGUUCAUUCCGGAGAUGGUCGGCCCGAUGUUGGAAAUGACACUGAUUCCCGAGACAGAACUGCGCAAGGCCACCAUCCCCAUCUUCUUCGACAUGAUGCAGUGUGAAUUCCACUCCACCCGGAGCUUCCAGAUGUUCGAAAAUGAGAUCAUCACCAAGCUGGAUCACGAAGUGGAGGGGGGCCGAGGAGACGAACAGUACAAAGUGUUAUUUGAUAAAAUCCUUCUGGAGCACUGCCGCAAGCACAAGUACCUCGCCAAAAGCGGGGAGACGUUCGUGAGGCUGGUCGUGCGCCUCAUGGAGAGGCUGCUGGACUACAGGACCAUCAUGCACGACGAGAACAAGGAGAACCGCAUGAGCUGCACCGUCAACGUGCUGAAUUUCUACAAGGAAAUCGAAAGAGAAGAAAUGUACAUCAGGUAUCUGUACAAGCUGUGUGACCUGCACAAGGAGUGCGACAACUACACGGAGGCGGCGUACACCCUGCUGCUCCACGCCAAGCUGCUGAAGUGGUCGGAGGACGUGUGCGCAGCCCACCUGACCCAGCGGGACGGGUACCAGGCGACGACCCAGGGACAACUGAAAGAGCAGCUGUACCAGGAGAUCAUCCACUACUUCGACAAGGGCAAGAUGUGGGAGGAGGCCAUCGCCCUGGGCAAGGAGCUGGCCCAGCAGUACGAGAACGAGACCUUCGACUACGAGCAGCUCAGCGAACUGCUGAAAAAGCAAGCUCAGUUUUACGAGAACAUCGUCAAAGUGAUCAGGCCCAGGCCGGACUACUUUGCGGUUGGCUACUACGGACAGGGGUUCCCCACGUUCCUGCGGGGGAAGGUUUUCAUCUACCGGGGGAAGGAGUACGAGCGCCGGGAGGACUUCGAGGCCCGGCUGUUGACGCAGUUUCCCAACGCGGAGAAGAUGAAGACCACGUCUCCACCCAGUGACGAGAUUAAAAACUCCCCCGGCCAGUACAUUCAGUGCUUCACGGUGAAGCCCAAACUGGACCUGCCCCCGAGGUUUCACGGGCCUGUCUCAGAGCAGAUCGUCAGUUUCUACAGGGUGAACGAGGUCCAGCGGUUUGAAUACUCUCGGCCGAUCCGAAAGGGAGAGAAAAACCCAGACAACGAAUUUGCGAACAUGUGGAUCGAGAGGACCAUAUACACAACCGCGUACAAGUUACCUGGAAUCUUACGGUGGUUUGAGGUCAAGUCUGUGUUCAUGGUGGAGAUCAGCCCCCUAGAGAACGCCAUCGAGACCAUGCAGCUGACCAACGACAAGCUGAACAGCCUGGUGCAGCAGCACCUGGACGACCCCGGCCUCCCCGUCAACCCCCUCUCCAUGCUCCUCAAUGGCAUUGUGGACCCCGCCGUCAUGGGUGGCUUUGCAAAUUACGAAAAGGCCUUCUUCACGGAGCGGUACCUGCAGGAGCACCCAGAGGCCCACGAGAAGAUUGAGAAGCUCAAGGACCUGAUUGCAUGGCAGAUCCCGUUUUUGGCCGAAGGGAUCAGGAUUCACGGAGAGAAAGUCACGGAAGCGCUGCGGCCGUUUCACGAGCGGAUGGAAGCCUGUUUCAAGCAGCUGAAGGAGAAGGUGGAAAAGCAGUACGGCGUCCGGACCAUGCCCUCCAGCCUGGACGACAGACGCGGCAGCCGGCCGCGGUCCAUGGUGCGGUCCUUCACCAUGCCCUCCUCGUCCCGGCCUGUGUCAGUGGCCUCCGCAUCUUCACUGUCCUCGGACAGCGCCCCCUCCAGGCCCGGCUCUGACGGGUUUGCCCUGGAGCCCCUGCUGCCAAAGAAAAUGCACUCCCGGUCGCAGGACAAGCUGGACAAGGACGACCCGGAGAAGGAGAAGAAGGACAAGAAGAAGGAGAAGAGGAACAGCAAACACCAGGAGAUAUUCGACAAAGAGUUUAAACCGGCCGACCUGUCCCCGCAGCCGUCAGAGGCUGUGAUCCUCUCAGAAACGAUAAGUCCCCUGCGGCCCCAGAGGCCGAAGAGCCAGGUGAUCAAUGUCCUCGGGAGUGAGAGGCGCUUCUCAGUGUCCCCAUCGUCACCGCAGGCCCAGCAGACCCCUCCUCCAGUCAUGCCACGGGCCAAGCUCAGCUUCAGCCUGCAGUCCAGUUUGGAGCUGAAUGGCAUGACCGUGACCGGGGGGGACAUGGCCGAGGUCCCGCCGCCUCUGCCUCUGAAAGGCAGCACCGCCGAUUACGGGAACCUGAUGGAGACCCAGGACCUGGUGGGCUCCCCAGUGCCCCCGCCGCCACCCCCACACCAGAGGCACCUGCCACCUCCGCUGCCCAGCAAAACCCCGCCGCCUCCCCCGCCAAAGACCACGCGGAAGCAGACCUCCGUGGACUCCGGCAUCGUGCAGUGAGCGGGGAGCACACCGCCGUCCUUCCUGCCCUGUCCCCCUCUGUGAUUGGCGUUUACCUCGUGGGACCCGUGAUGUCUGGCAUUUAGGGCACUUGCUUUUCCUGCAGAGGAGUGCGCCCUCAGCCUCGGAGCGCAUGGCCUUUAGUGUCGGGAAGCAAGAGGGAUGUGGGUCUGGGACGUCCUGGUGUGUUUAUCAAAACCGGGGGCUCCUGAGUGGGUCCUUGAGAGAGCCUCAUUCUUGCCCAAAACCCUUUCCUCCUGUGCCAAGUGCCGUGUUAGCGAGGAGCAAGGCGGAGCUGAGCAGAGCGCAGCAGCAGCAGGAGUCAGACCAUCCAUCGUCUUUGAGGACCAAGCAGCCGGACCUUGCAACGUGGUGGCCACGCCCCAGCUCCCACGUGCGCGUCUGAUUACCCAGCCCUCCUCGCCGCAGCGCCUGCGCGUUGCGACUUCCUGCUGGUUCGCUGUACGUCAACCUGCGUCAGGCAGUUCCGGUUCGGCCUUUCCGGAGAGGGCCUGCUCGCCUUUGGUCUAAUUUGAAGUAGGAUAUUUCUCAGCUACUGAACAGUUACUAAUUUAUGGAGUGGAGACAGCAUUAGAAACACCGGGUCGAGUGGGGAGACCGCCGUGAGUGCAGGAAGAUCGGGUCGCGCACUCUCUAAAUCCAGAGCGCACGUCCAGCGAGAGCCGGCCCUCGUCGGUGAGUCCGUCCGCCCUCUGUCCUCUGUACAGACGUGUGUACAUACGACGCUCCUUUUCCUCGGUGUGGGCCUCCCACGGAUCGUAGUGGGCGUCCACAAGUGAUUCUCAGUGCUCGUUCUUCAUUCUUAACUGCUGGAAAUGUAAAAAGCAAAAUCAAAAUUAAGUUCUGUUCCUUUCCAAAGCUCUGAAAAUGUCGGUGAAUGAUGAUUUUAAAAAACUAACUUUGUAUAACCUAAUAUUUGUACUCUAUCGUCUAUAUUUUUGUAUGCACUGUGAUCACGAUAUCCUCCCAAUAGGCUCAAAUGUUAAUCAUUGACGAUGAAAAAUAAAGUAUUAUU
Molecule: messenger RNA, 6844 nt
Organism: Artibeus jamaicensis (Jamaican fruit-eating bat)
Lineage: Eukaryota; Metazoa; Chordata; Mammalia; Chiroptera; Phyllostomidae
Gene: DOCK1
Product: dedicator of cytokinesis 1
Exons: 52
Coding region: 142-5808 (1888 amino acids)
Biological process (GO): cell migration; small GTPase-mediated signal transduction
Cellular component (GO): plasma membrane; cytoplasm
Molecular function (GO): guanyl-nucleotide exchange factor activity; small GTPase binding
Source: RefSeq, a predicted model, not a curated record